This is a messenger RNA of Dibothriocephalus latus, 1158 nucleotides long. The record is from the annotation of a GenBank genome assembly. Lineage: Eukaryota; Metazoa; Platyhelminthes; Cestoda; Diphyllobothriidea; Diphyllobothriidae.
AUGGUCCUCAUCAGUGUUCCUCGGCUGCGGCUUUCAUUGUCUGUGAUCCUCUAUCUUAUCCUGUUUUACUCGAUUUUCGACAUUUAUUACACAUCUCCACUCGUGCACGGGAUAAAACCGGUCCGACCAAAUGCACCCCCUCUAGUGAAAAACGUCAUAUUCAUCGUUGCUGACGGGCUGCGUACCGACAAACUGUUUACUGAAAAUAUGGAAGAUACUCCAACACUCAGGUACCCGUUAAGCUACUUCCCAACUUUGAUUGUUUUCUUCCUUUUGGUAGGGUGGCAAGUCAAUGCGGUGGAGUUUGACUCGGUCGUUAAUCGGUCCAACAGAGCCUGGAUUUGGGGCGGUCCCGACGUCGUCCCCAUGCUCCAGCCGCCAGAUCGCAUUGGAGACGAUCGCGUCUUUAUCCACUCUUAUCCACGUGACAUGCUUGACUUUACGGCCGAAAACAUCACCCAAAUUGACGACUGGGUCGUGGAUAAGUUCUCUGCCUUUAUGGUGAACAAUUCACACUUGCUACUUACUGAAGAAGGUGUGCGGGAAGACUUUCGAAGAGGAAACUUUAUCUUCCUGCACCUCAGUGCCGCCGAUCAACUCGGACACACUGCUAAACCGAAUUCACCGGAGUACGUAAAAAUGAUUCGCAACCUUGAUUCCAACAUUGGUCGCAUCAUGAAGCUGUUUUCAGAUCUCCCCUUUGGAGAGGAUAUUCUCCUUGAAACUGCCUUUAUUUUGACUGCGGAUCACGGAAUGACUGAUUGGGGUAAGAUAUUUCCAUAUUGCCUUCGAAUUCUUCGCGGCAGUUUCCCUGUGACGAUGUUCACUUUUUUUCCAAAAAAUAUUUUUUCUUCAGGCAGUCAUGGAGCCGGAUCUCCACAAGAAACCAUCACGCCACUGAUUCUUUGGGGUAGCGGCAUUUCUCCACCGAAGAUUCUUGAAAACCAGUCAGUUGGAGUCGGCGAAACAGAAUUGCUAAAAUAUCAUUAUAACCGCAAGAUCCACAUCAUCCGUCAAGCGGACAUAUGUCCACUCAUCGCCGCCUUGUUGGGUAUUCCCAUUCCAGCUAACUCUGUAGUAAGUUCUCCGCUGUUCACCCUGUUUUCUGAAGGUGUCCGUGAAAUGCUUUUUUUAUUCAAAGAAACUGCACACCUUUGA